UCGUGAAUGUUGGCUUAGCGAUCCCGUGCGAGUUAAAAAGUCCGACUGACUGUUGGUGAAAAGAGAUUAUCUUGACUCUCUACAAAGCCCCUGCUAUCAUAUAUAUCGCAAAUUGGCUAUGCAUAUAGCGCUGCCAACGGUGGGCAAGAGCGAAAGACUUGUAAUCUUAACAACCAAUUUGUUUAGAAUAUUAGAUUUAUAUUUAACACCAAAGAAUAAACUUAUAUGCUAUAUGUGGUAUGCAUUAUUGGAUGUUGAUGUCUAUUGCAGCAGUGAGAAUAAGACUACUACCAAAACUACCAGAACAUUUAAAAAUGGAAAUUUGGAUAUCGAAAUCAAAAGUAACAAUAAAGUAAACUUAAACAUACGAAAAUAUGAUGGAAAAAGCCUAGAAUACCAAAUGUACACGAAAUCGUCAGAAAUCGGAGAUGAAGAACAGUUAAUGAUUGAAAUAGACUGCGAGAAUUUAACGACAUGCAUAAAGUCCGGGGAGACACGACACACCUGGAUAAAAGUGGAAAGGGAGACCGAGUUGAUACAAAUAAGACGAGUGCUGGACGAUGCAAAUGGUCAGAUCACUGACUGUUUCAAUUUAGGCAAAGAUACCGACUGGUACGGUGGACCGCAAUGUCGGCUUCAGCACUGGCCGAUACAACACGCUUACUACGACGAGGAAGCUUACGUGCCUACCCACCAGCGGCAUAUGUCCGUGACAGAGCGCUAUUGGUUGUCCAGUAAAGGCAUGUACGUAUUCGUCGACGAGCACGACCCGCUGUUCCUUGACCAGAACAACUUCAAGGAUAAUCACCUGUGCCUCAUGGCUAAGAACAAGCCUCCGUAUAGGCAGCGAAACAACCUUACACUUAGCUAUGACAUCGGCGUCUUCGUCAAUCCGAUGGCAGCUCACAAAAACGCGACCUAUCGAAACUUCCACAAACCCGAAGGUCUACCGGACGAACGCAUGAUCACUCAUCCAAUCUGGUCUACCUGGGCGAGACAUAAGCUUAGCGUGAACGAGAGCUUGAUCAGGAGCUUCGCCGAUGAAAUCAUUGCUCAUGGCUUCAACAAUAGUCAGGUCGAGAUCGGCGACAACUGGGAAACCUGUUAUGGAUCCGCUCGCUUCGAUACCAGCAAAUUCUCAGACGCGAAGACGCUUAUCAGUGAUCUCAAGAGCAAGGGCUUCAGAGUGAGUCUUUGGAUUCAUCCGUUCAUUAACGUAAACUGCGAGGAAGCAUACAAUGACGCACUCAACAAUGGUUACCUGGUUAAGAACGAGCAAGACCAAAUCCACGUUAGCUGGUGGCGAGGUGCAGACGCAGCUGCGAUAGAUUUCACGAAUCCGAAGGCAGCCGAGUGGUGGAUUUCCCGUUUAAAUGCAUUAAGAGAGCUCGGCAUCGAUAGUUUCAACUUCGAUGCUGGAGAGACUUCAUGGCUACCACAAGUUGCGAAUUUAGAAGGACCGCAGAGCCUUCAACCGGGUAUUUACGUUCAUAAUUACACCAACAUCGUGGCCAGCUACUUUGGUAAUAACAUUGAGACAAGAGUGGGCUGGAGAAGCCAGAAACUACCGAAUUUCAUUAGGAUGAUAGACAAGGACGCCAAGUGGAGCUGGAGCAAUGGCCUACCUACCCUCAUUACCACACUACUACAGAUGAAUCUCAAUGGUUAUAUUUACGUACUACCCGGUAUAAUAGGCGGAUAUGCCGACAAUUCUUUGACACCCAGCGAGCUGCCCUCUAAGAAUUUGUUUAUUAGGUGGCUACAGGCUACUGUUUUUAUGCCAGCGAUGCAAUACUCUUACGCUCCCUGGGACUUUGAUGAUAACACCAUUAAUAUUUGUAAAAACUAUACCGACAUGCAUGCUGCGUUGGCUCCACGGAUAAUCAAUUACAUGAAAAAAUCUAUGGAAACGGGAGAGCCGUUGAACGCACCCAUUUGGUGGGUCGAUCCUGUUAAUAUUGAUGCCUACAAAGUGAAUGACGAAUUCCUUCUCGGAGGAGAAAUUCUGGUAGCGCCCGUGAUUGAGGAGAAUGCUUUAUAUCGUGAUAUUUUUCUACCUUCUGGAAUCUGGAAAGAUGCUAAUACUGGAAAAGAUUAUGUUGGUCCUAUGUGGUUGGAUAAUUACUCAGUACCACUGAAUGUUUUACCUCACUUUUAUAAGAAUUAUUGAUAACAUUUAUC
Messenger RNA from Phymastichus coffea, 2181 nucleotides. RefSeq names its product myogenesis-regulating glycosidase-like. Gene Ontology annotation, molecular function: hydrolase activity, hydrolyzing O-glycosyl compounds. The transcript has 6 exons. Gene Ontology annotation, biological process: carbohydrate metabolic process. The coding region runs from base 119 to 2170 and encodes 683 amino acids. The record is from RefSeq and is a predicted model, not a curated record. Lineage: Eukaryota; Metazoa; Arthropoda; Insecta; Hymenoptera; Eulophidae.